AAAACAACGACUCGGACAUAUAAAGGUUAAGGUCAUUUAACCGAUAAACGUGGUAGUAGACAAACCAAAUCCUGUUAGCUUUACUUUUUUUGGACUACAAUGGAGAAUUACAAACCUUUCCCCCAUUUUGGUACAGAUGCUACUCAUGCUGGUCAGGAUCCGGACAAGUGGAAAUGUAGAGCUGUCGUUCCUUUGAUUUCCAUGUCGACAACCUUCAAACAGUCGGCCCCUGGUGAACAUUCAGGAUUUGAAUAUUCUCGUAGUGGUAAUCCUACCAGGAACUGCCUUGAAGAGUGUAUAGCUAAAUUAGAAGGGGCUAAACACGCAAUGGUGUUCUCAUCAGGAUUAGCCUGUACAUCAGCUAUAACACAUAUGCUACAGGUUGGAGACCAUAUAGUCAGCAUGAAUGAUGUCUAUGGAGGUACAAACCGUUAUUUUAAGCAGUGUGCCUCCAGGAUGGGUAUAGAAACAUCGUUUGUAGAUUGUACUGAUCCAACAAAAGUCCAGAAAGCAAUCAAAGCCAACACCAAAAUGGUAUGGGUUGAAACACCCACCAAUCCCACAAUGCAGUUGGUUGAUAUAGAAGCUGUAGUAAAUGUAGUACGCAGUAAGAAACAGGAUAUCUUUGUAGUGGUGGAUAAUACCUUUAUGUCAUCAUGUAUGCAGAGACCAUUAGAUUUUGGCGCCGAUAUAGUGAUGCAUUCUUUAACCAAAUACAUGAAUGGUCAUUCUGAUGCAGUAAUGGGAGCCUGUGCAACAAACAGUGAUGAUAAGGCGGAUAGACUGAGGUUUUUACAGAAUGCUUUUGGACCAGUCCCUUCACCAUUUGAUUGUUUCCUGGUUAACAGAGGCCUGAAAACUUUACAUGUUAGAAUGAGGGAGCACAUGAAGAAUGGUUUAGCUGUAGCAAAAUACUUAGAAAAACAUCCCAAUGUUGAAAAAGUCAUCCAUCCAGGCCUAACGUCACAUCCACAACAUGAACUGGCUAAAAAACAAAUGAGAGGGUUCAGUGGUAUGGUUACUUUCUUUAUCAAAGGAGGACUGGAGAAUUCUAAAGCUUUCCUUCAAAAUCUCAAGGUAUUCACCCUAGCUGAAAGUUUAGGAGGAUUUGAAAGUUUAGCUGAACUUCCAUCUGUUAUGACACAUGCCUCUGUACCAGAAGCAGAAAGAGCUGAGUUGGGAAUUUCAGACCAACUUAUACGACUGUCUGUAGGAAUAGAAGAUGAAGAAGAUAUUUUAGAAGAUUUAAAACAAGCUCUUAAGGCAGCUGCAAUGGUAUAAACUCCUUUUUUAACAACUUGGGGAACAGAUCUGCAUUCCAUAGUAUACCUUUGUAGAUAUAUUAUUAAUUUAUCAUCACAACUGAUUUUUUUGAGGAUUAUCUUCUAAAAAAAAAACCAUCAUUUUACUGUAUUACAGAUUAUACUUAAGAUUGAAAUUUUUCUCUUUUGGUAAAAUAAUGUAUAUUGCUCAAUUUGUUAUACAUUAGUCCCAAAUCUGUGCUGUGCUGUUAUACUUUAUAAUUGUAUAUACUUUGUGUCAAUUUCUAAGGACAUAAUUUGUGUGGAUGUCUCUGUUUGAAAUAUUCAUAUUUGAAGAACAGUUCCAAAAUUGGAAAGAAACCAAAACAAUCAUUUGAAUCAAAAAGUGAAAUUGGAGUUACACUAUGCCAUAAGGCUUCUAUACAAGUUUCAUUGAAAUCCAGUAUCUGGUUAAGGAGUAGUUGUAAAUACAAAGUCCUGAUUGACAAACUAAUGAUAAAAAAAAUGAAUGAACAAACAAAGGAACAGACAGAUGGACAAAAGGACUAAAACAUCUAUAUAUAUUACUAUUUAAUAAGUAAAUUAUUAUACAUGUAAUUUAAAAAAAGAAAUUUGAUUUUGUAAUCCAAUCAAUCAUUGAUCAAUGUCAGAAUUUGAUCAUGUCACUUGAAAUUUUAAGAGAUUCCUCAUAUUUUAUAUAAUCAGAUCUGACUUACUUUCUUUACGUACAAGAUUUGAUAUAUCUUUUCAAUUUAAAACAAAUAAAAUCAUUUAUAUAUGAUCUUUUUAAGUAUAUUUUUACAAAAUCCUUUUAUUGUGCAAUUGUAACUUUCACUAUUCUAAAUAGAUAUUUGAUCACAAUCCCAAAAAAAAGAAUUCAACAAUACCUGCAUUAUUUUUGUUGUAAGAAUCUCGUACUUGUUAGAAGCAGUUUGUUUUUUAUCUAUAUUUACCAAAUUGAGUGAUUGUUUAUCAAAGUAUGAAAUGACUUCAUUUGCGUGUUUUACAUUUAAUAAGUGCUAGAAUUGUAUCAGUUAUUGUAUUUAAUAAAUGUUUUAUUCAA
Molecule: messenger RNA, 2325 nt
Organism: Mytilus californianus (California mussel)
Lineage: Eukaryota; Metazoa; Mollusca; Bivalvia; Mytilida; Mytilidae
Product: cystathionine gamma-lyase-like
Exons: 12
Coding region: 100-1281 (393 amino acids)
Biological process (GO): transsulfuration
Cellular component (GO): cytoplasm
Molecular function (GO): pyridoxal phosphate binding; cystathionine gamma-lyase activity
Source: RefSeq, a predicted model, not a curated record